AUGGCAACACCAAACACGGGAGGAAACAAUUCUAUACCUGCGGUACGAAAUCAGGUUGAGGUUCAGGUUGGGUUAGUAGGGGAUGCACAGGUCGGGAAAACAUCGCUGAUGGUGAAGUACGUACAGAAUAUAUACGAUAAGGAAUACACACAGACACUGGGAGUGAACUUUUUGAAAAGAAAAGUAAGCAUACGCUCUACGGAUAUUAUAUUUUCCAUUAUGGAUUUAGGCGGACAAAGAGAGUUCAUCAAUAUGCUUCCAAUUGCGACGGUAGGGUCUUCAGUAAUCAUAUUUUUGUUUGAUCUGACACGUCCAGAUACGUUGACUUCGAUAAAGGAGUGGUAUAGACAGGCGUAUGGGUUGAAUGAUUCAGCAAUCCCUAUUUUGGUGGGUACAAAGUACGAUUUACUAAUAGACUUAGAUCCAGAAUAUCAGGAACAAAUCUCGAGAACAAGUAUGAAAUACGCACAGGUUAUGAAUGCACCACUUAUAUUUUGUUCUACAGCCAAGUCCAUAAACAUUCAAAAAAUCUUCAAAAUUGCAUUGGCAAAGAUCUUCAAUUUGACAUUAAUUAUCCCAGAAAUAAAUGAAAUCGGCGAUCCUCUUUUAAUAUAUAAGCACCUAGGUGGCCAGCAACAUCGACAUCAUAACAAAAGUCAGGAUAGAAAGAACCAUAAUAUUAGAAAGCCCUCCUCUUCGCCCUCGUCGAAGGCAUCAUCGCCUGGCGUUAAUACGUGA
Saccharomyces paradoxus is the source of this 738-nucleotide messenger RNA. RefSeq names its product Ras family GTPase TEM1 (gene TEM1). Gene Ontology annotation, biological process: regulation of exit from mitosis. The coding region runs from base 1 to 738 and encodes 245 amino acids. Lineage: Eukaryota; Fungi; Ascomycota; Saccharomycetes; Saccharomycetales; Saccharomycetaceae. Gene Ontology annotation, cellular component: spindle pole body. The transcript has a single exon. The record is from RefSeq and is a predicted model, not a curated record. Gene Ontology annotation, molecular function: GTPase activity; GTP binding.